Molecule: messenger RNA, 6237 nt
Organism: Tilletiopsis washingtonensis
Lineage: Eukaryota; Fungi; Basidiomycota; Exobasidiomycetes; Entylomatales
Exons: 4
Coding region: 1-6237 (2078 amino acids)
Biological process (GO): maturation of LSU-rRNA from tricistronic rRNA transcript (SSU-rRNA, 5.8S rRNA, LSU-rRNA); maturation of 5.8S rRNA from tricistronic rRNA transcript (SSU-rRNA, 5.8S rRNA, LSU-rRNA)
Cellular component (GO): nucleolus
Source: RefSeq, a predicted model, not a curated record
AUGCCCGUCGCCACCACCUCGGCCGUGCCGCUGCCAGGCGCGUCGAGCGGCAAGCGCAAGCGCAGCGCCUCGCCGUCGGCCGUGCCGGGCGAGGCGCCCGAGGCGGCGGCGCAGACGGGCGCCGCGCUCGCCGCUGCGCUGCGCACCACGUCGCCCGACUCGCUGCGCCUCGCCCUCGCCGCCCUGCGCCGCAGCACGUCGAUCGCCACGCACGAGGAGCUGCCGGCGCCGACGGACGCGCGCGUGCGCCUGGCGCAGGACUUCGUCGACGCCGGCGGCCUCGGCGGCGCGCUGGUACACGACGCCGGCUGGGGCGCCGUCGCCGGCAGCGCCGCCACGCCCGGCCUCUUCGACGCCUGGACGCUGGCCGAGCAGCAGGCGCUGCCGGCGCUGCUGCCGCUGCCGCUCUUUGUGCUGGCGCACCUGCUCGCACUGCUCUCGGCGCACCAGCCGACGCACGCGCUCGGCGACCGCGUCAUUGAGCCGCUGCUGCCGCCCGCCGCCGGCGCCGGCGCCGGGGCGUCGCGCUUCUGGGCCCGCCUGCAGGCCUACCUCGGCAGCGCCGAGAGCAAGAAGGGCAAGGCGCCGCAGGGUACGGCGGGCAAGGACAGCGGCUCCGAGAUGCUCACGCUCGCCACGGUGCGCCUGCUGCUCGAGAUGAGCUCGUUUGCCGGCGGCAAGUACGCGCGGCGCAUCUUCGAGGGCAUCGGCUGGAGCAUGAAGACACUGCCGCGUCUGCUCAACAUGCGCCGCCGUGCGCCGAGCGCCAAGGCCAAGGCUGCCGGCCGCCCGGCUGCUCCCGUGACGCUCUCGCGGCCCGACGUGCGCACGCUCUGGCUGCUCUUCCUGCUCUCCUUUCUGCAUGGCUCCUCCUCGCUCAAGCAGUCGCUUCUCGGGCUCGGCCGCGACUUUCUGCCGGCCGCGAUGAAGGGCCUCUCGCGCGAUCCGCCGCAGAUUGUGCUGCACGUGCUGCAGUCGCUGCAUGAGGGCCUGCUCAGCGAGAAUGCCCGCCUGCCGCGCGCCCGCGUCGUCGGCUUCUUCAACGAGUGGACGUGCAAGGAGAUUGUGGCGCUGUACGAGCGCAGCACCGAGCGCGUAGGCAUCGUCGGCAGCGCAGACGAGCCGCUCAGCGUCGCCGACGUGGCGCACCAUUUCCUGCUCGCGCUCUGCUCGCAUCGCGGCCGCGGCAUCUGCUUUGCCGACCGCGGCUGGUACGGGCGCGCUGAUGCGGUAGACGACGUCGAAGACGGCGAGGCAGCUGCCACAAUCGGCGAGUCGCAGGCCGCACGCGGGCCGCGCAUCCACAACAAGAUCCUGCUCGGCAUCCUGCGCUCGCUCACGCCCACGCGGUCGCUGGCGCAGGGCGAGUUGGCGCUGCAGAUCCUUCACGCCUCGCCGGAGCUCGUCGGACCGUACCUCGAUUCGUCGUCUGGCAGCAUCUCUGCUUCGUCGCUCGAGCCUCGCGCCGCCUCGAGCGCCUGGCUAUGCACGGCGGCGUUCCUUGGUCGGGCGCUUAGUCUGCCGCUGCCGGACUUUCGCCGUGCGGAUGGUGACUCGACUGGCGCAACUGCCUGGCUGGCAGAGCCGCCGCCGCUCGACAGCGUCCUCUCUGCUCUGCUUCCGUGCCCACUCUCGCGCGGUCUUCUUCAGCGCGGCAUCACCCACGCAGACCGCCUGACGCGACAUGCCGCGCUCGCAGUGCUCUCUCGCGUCCUCGACCGGCUCUCGCGCUUCCGAGCGGUGUGCUUAACCGCUGCAGAGCAGAUCGGCGAAGGCGCCGAGGCGCACGACCUGGACGACGACGCUUCUGCCGAGCCGAGCUUCGGCCUCGACGGACACGGCCACUGGACGCGCCGCUGGAAGGAGGUCGAGCGCGAGGCGCGGCGGCGCCUGCCGGAUCUGAGCGCGCUCGUCGGCGGCCUGCAAGCACUAGACGGCCAGAACAAGGGAGAAGCACCAGAAGACGGCGGCGCAACCCAAGAGCAGUCCGGCGCGUCGCCGAGCGAGCUGCUUCUGACAGAGGCGCAUCUCCGCGCCGUGUGGCUGUACCAGACCGUCCUGCCCGGGUCGUCCCUCGACGCCUCACGCCUGGACGUCGGCCGUCUGCUCGUCAACGACUUCAUGGCGCCAGCGACGGACAGCGCGAGCAGCGUCGCUGACAAAGCGGCGGGCAUGCGCAAUCUGUGCCAGCUGCACGCACUGCGCAUCGUGGCGCUCACGACUGGCACGAGCGGCGCGGGCGAGGGUGGCUUCGACCUCUUCGCGCGGGCGUCCUCGUCUGCCUCGUCGCGGUCGUACUUCUGUCUGCUGCUCACGGUCCGCCUCUCGACUGGCCUUGGCCUCGUGCGCGAGGCGUGCGACGACAUCUUUGCCGCAGCGCUCGGCAAGAGCGCUCUCUUCGAACACGACCCGAAUGAGUGGCAGGCGUGGCUGCGUGCUCUGCCACUCGAGGACGCCAGUCCAGCUGGCGAGUCUCUCAGCGAGGAGCAGGCUGCCGUGCUUGUCUUCCUCGACGAGUGCGUGCAGCGCUGUCUCAAGACGCACUACCGCUAUCUGGAGGCUUCACGCCGUCUGCGAGCGGAGCAUUCGCAGUCCUCAAGUAGUCUGACUGCACGGGACGCGGGCAGUGACGACACGGAUCUGGCGGCCAGCCCGCUUCUAAGCACGAUUGCAGAGCAGCUCAGCAUCCGCCUGCGCAAGGGACUGCUCGAUGCGCCAUCCGCCUCUGCGUCCGCACGGGGUCACGCCGAGCGCACGGCCUUGCUGGCGUUUGUCAAUCGCCUGAUGCUUGGCCUCAUCGGCGUCGGUCGGCCGGCCUCGCCUCUAUUGGCGCUGGCUGCUGACCUCCGCGAAGCUGCAGCGGACGACGCGGCAGGCUGUCCGCCGGUCCUCUUCCUCGCUGAUGUGACCGUCUCGCGUCUCGAGGCCAUCGCAAGCGGACCGCGCGAGCAUGGCUUGCGGCCGAGUACAUUAGCAGACACAGACAGCUUUGCCAGCGCUGCGACCACCGCUGAGCUGCGCGCGCGGCUACGACAGGCCGAGCGGCCUCUGGCGUCGACGGCACAUCGCGCUCUUCAAGCUUCCGUGCGGCAUCUCCUUUCCAAGGGAUGCACGGGCGCGCUGCAACUGAUGCGCGAGCUCGACCCGCUACGCGAGCAAGGCGCUCUCGAUGACGAGAUCCGCCUGCAUCUGCCAUCGGAAGCGACUCUCUACGGUCUCGAGUCUGCUGUCCACGACGAUUCGACGGACGCCAGCGAAGCACACAUCUGUGCGGCAAUCGCCGUGUCGCGCUUGCAGACGUGGCCCGCCGAGUGGGUGCUCGCGCAGCUGGCCGCCGCCCUGGGUCAAGCACCCUCUGCACGCCUCGUCCGAGAGGUCUUUGGCAGCCGCGCUCUGCUAGACCACCUGUCGACGGCACAAGCGGACUUCGUCGCGGCCUUGGCAGACCUCCUGUCACUGUCUGACGCGACGGACCCGGCGCAGCGCGGUCAUGCGCUUCCUCUCGCCGAGCGCGCCCUCGAUCUGCUCGCGGACAGUUCUGCAUUCGAAGUCGUCCUUCCGGCGUUCCAAGCACUUGUGCCGCUGCUCCACGCCGACACGCGGCGCCGUGUCACCGCUGCAAUGGUCGAGGUGUUGCGUCAGCGAGACGUGUCCACCAAGCCAGCAGUCGUGCAGGGCGUUGUGCGCAAUCUGCUCGCGCUGCUCGAGAGCGACUCAUCCUUGGCUCUUGCUCUCGAUGGAGCCAUCGAGGCGCUGCUUGGGCUCGUCGCGGCAGCGCCCAUCGCGGCCGCAGACAAUGCGCUGUCGCACAUCUUUGCAGUGCUGUACCGCACGCUUGAAUCUUCGACGGUGCCAGGUCUCGACGGCUCUCGGCGAUCCACGAGGCAGUCGGAGCCCAGGACGACUGUCCAGCUUCCGGCGUUCGCCGUGCCCGUUCGCGCCAUUCUCCAGCGCAGUGGACCGAUCGUAGACGCCACUCUGGCUCUGUUGCUCUAUCGAUGCCCACCGGCCGUGGCGCAGCUGCUCGAAGAGCUGUCGAGAGAGGCCGACUCGGUGCCGGCGCUCGCAAACCUCGCGCGCGCGUUCCCCAGAUCCGUUCUGGCCGCGCUCGACCUGUGCGAGCCUGGCACGGUGCCCGCACCGCUCGUCGAGACUGCGUUGGCAACGCUCGCAGCGCUUGCGUUCGACGCCGAAUCUUCAAUCGCGGUCCCGUCGUCCGCCUCGCUUGCGCUUCUCCGGCGGCAGCUUUCGCCGAACAACAGUGCGCUUGCGCUGUCGAAGGCCCUCUCUGCCGCGAUGCCCGGCAAGGCUUCGCUCGCAUUCCAGCCCGCCGUGUUCAAAAUCGCUGUCAGCCUGAUCGGCGACGAAGCAAGCGAGGUUCGUACUCUGACGCAGCAGCUCAUCGACCAAGGCCUGCUGUGGCUGGUCCGUCGCUUUGCCGAAGAUGCGGAGGACUCUGCUGCUCUCAUCGACGCCGUCGGAAGCUUCUCGGAGCUCGUCAUCAGCGCCGGGCAAAUUGGUGUGCUCCCCAAGCCUCACCUUGCCGAGCCUGUCGUCGAGGCAGCGAUCAAGAACCGAUUGGCAUGCGCGCCGCAGAUGCAGCUCGUUGCGGCGCUGGCUCGCUUUACGCCGUUCAAGACCGCUGUGCGCUCGGCGCAGAUCAGCUCGGUCCUGGCGCAUCCGCUGUUCCGCACCACGACGCAGCCAGGCGAGGCGGAGUCCGACGCGCCGCGGGAGGCUGUCGUCAGCAAGCUCUACCACAGCAUUGCGAGUGAUGCGGCCGCGCUCAGCCGGCCUGCCACCAUCGCUGCACUGCUGCGCAUCUACGGCGCCACGCUGAGCACUGCCGACCGCCGCCUCCUCGAGGUUUUUGGCUGGUUCGAGAAGCAGGAGCGUGCGUCUCUGCUCUCGCUUGCCACGCAGUGGGUGCCGCCGGCGGUUGCGAGCGCGUCCGGUGCGGGCUCGCCGAGCAGCUCUGCCUUCGAUGCCGUCUUGGCCCUCGAGCCUGCGCGCGCCUUUGCUACGUGCGCAGCGUAUCCCCGCGCUCGUUGCGUACAGCACAAGUCGGCCGGCAUGGCCAAGCAGUCCAGUACCGCCGCGAGCGCCGUCUACGAUCCGAUCUGGGUCAUGGCACUCGUUGCCGCGAUGCUGCUGCAGAAGCAGCCGCUCACGGGCCUACAGUGGCUGGCAGUGCUGCGAACGAACGCCCUGGGCGUCAUCGUCUGCACACUGAGCUCGAGAUCCCGCGACGUGCGCGCUGAGGCGCGAGCCAUCCUGGCCCGCGCCCACGCGAGUGUCUCGCGCGCAAACUUCCAGGAGCGCGAGCAUCUUGUGCUGGCGCUGGACGCCCUGCGCGACGCUAUGCCCGUGCAGGACACCACGCCGCUGCCGCUCACGACGACACUAUUCGUUGCGCAUGUGCUGCGCUCGCUCUCGGCGCCCUCGUCGUUUACGUAUCCGAUCUUCAGCCGUUUCCUCCUGCAGCGCGCUGAGCUCGACCUCGGCGACGUGCCGCUGCUCUACAACAUGCUGCUCUCCAGCUCGGACGAGGAGCACCGGCAAGAGCGCGUGUGGAUGCUGCGCUUCCUGCGCGACUGCCUGCGCGCCGGCGGGCGGGCCGAGUGGCGCGUGUUCAAGCGCCGCCACGUCUGGGAGCUCCUGGCCAGCCUGUACACUGCGACGGCGCCUGGCACUGGUGCGCCGACUGACCGCGCCGUGCGCUCCGUCAUCGAGGAGAUCUUCCUCGCCGCCGCGAGCCUGCCGACCGUUGCGUUUGAGCUGCUUCAGAGGCGCGCGCUCAUCUCGUGGGUCGCGCAGCAAGUCUCGAUCGAGCGGGCCGCUUCGGGCGCACGGCGCUUCUGGGUCACGCUUCUCGACACUGCAACGUCUGCCGUCGAUCUCGAGCGUCUCGACCGCGGCACGAGCGGAGCGUGGGCAAGCGCUCUGCUUGAUGCUCUUGCCGGCUGCACGCGUCUGCCAGCGGGAUCCGAGGCUGCAGCGUUGGACGACGCGCGCACGCUGCGCGCCACGGCCAAUGCGCUACGCAACCUGCUCUGCCAGCAGCGCCGGAGCGCUCGCACUCUCGCCCAGGCCGGGCUGCGCCUGCCGCUCGUCGUCGAGCUGCUGAGCACGGUGCUGGCACGACUGUGUGCCGCUCCGCCGGCAGACUCGCUGCACACGCCCGCGGAGCAAGAUGAUAAGGACGCCGGAGUGCACGCCGCUUCAGGCGCACCAUGA